AUGACUCCACUUAUGGACAAGUAUACGGAUCGUCACCACCCGGAUUAUAUCCCCGGUACGUUUAAUAUAUACUCAUCACCAGAUUCCGAGAGUGAUGUAAAAUCUGGGAGUACUACUGGCCGGCUCAAGACCGAUAAAAAUGGCGUUGUGCUUAUACCGCAGCCUUCAGAUUCACCCAAUGAUCCCUUAAACUGGUCGAAAUGGAGAAAGUUUUUACAUUUUGGUUUGAUGGCUUUUAUCACAGCAUUUACUGCAGCUACAAGUAACGAUGCGGGUGCUACUCAGGAUUCUUUAAAUGAGUAUUAUGGUAUCUCGUACGACUCGAUGAAUGUAGGUGCUGGCGUUUUAUUCUUGGGGAUUGGUUGGGCUACACUGUUCACAGCUCCGCUUGCCUCGCUUUAUGGGAGAAAAAUUACUUACUUAAUUUGCACCAUUCUCGGGCUAUUUGGUGCUUUAUGGUUUGCUUUGGCUAAGAGAACCUCAGAUACUAUCUGGUCGCAAUUGUUUGUUGGAAUCAGCGAAUCGUGUGCUGAGGCGCAGGUUCAAUCAUCUUUGAACGAUAUUUAUUUUCAGCACCAAAUGGGGUCUAUCUUGACGGUGUAUAUCCUGUGCACGAGUAUUGGUACUUUCUUGGGUCCCUUAAUUGCAGGUUAUAUCGCAUCUUUGACCAAUUUUCGCUGGGUCGGGUGGGUCGCUGUAAUUAUCUCUGGUGGUUUGUUAAUAGCACUUAUCUUUGGUUGUGAAGAGACCUAUUUUGAUAGAAACAAGUAUAUUACACCGCUUACAUAUGGCGGGAAUCCUUUUGGAGAUGAUUGCGCAGAUGAUAGGUCCUCUGUGGGUCUCAAUGAGAAGGCUAACAAGCCAAUCGAGCAGGCCGAUGUCGCCGGAGAAAGUGAAGUACAUGAGUUAAGUCCUCCCGCUGAUCAAUUGAUCGACGGUGCGUCUGAAAAAUUGAAACCAUAUCAUAAGAGAGUCGCUCUAAUCACCAAGGGGUCCAACUUGAAGGGAUGGGGGUUCAAGCAGUACCCAAAAUUCGUGCUUUUCAACUUGAGAAUGAUGUUAUACCCUCCCGUGUGGUUAUCGGGAUUAUUUUGGGGUAUUCAAGAUGUGUUCCUCACUUUUUACCUGACAACUGAAGAGAGUUAUUACUAUGACCCUCCAUGGAAUUACAGCGAUUAUGGUGUUGCUAUUAUGUGCGUUCCCACGUUGAUAGGUGCUGUCAUCGGUUGUAUCUAUGCCGGUAUCGUCAGCGAUUAUUUUGUCCUUUGGAUGGCGCGUAAAAAUAAUGGUAUCUUGGAGGCAGAAUACAGAUUGUACUUCUCCUUCGCUACUGCCUUCAUCGGUCCAGCCGGCCUGUUGAUGUUUGGUAUUGGUACGGAACGGGCGUUGUCAUGGCAAGUGAUCUACGUCGGACUCGGGUUUAUUGGUUUCAGUUGGGGUUGUUCUGGUGAUAUUGCAAUGGCCUACCUGAUGGACUGCUACCCCGAAAUGGUUCUGGAAGGUAUGGUCUGUACCGCCAUCAUCAACAACAGCAUAUCGUGCAUUUUCACCUUUGUUUGUUCGGACUGGUUGAGUGCAUCAGGUACAGAGAACACUUAUAUCGCGCUGGCAGUCAUCAACUUUGCGAUCACAUUACUAGCUUUACCGAGCUUCAUCUACGGUAAACGUAUCAGACUAUGGACCAAGAAAUGGUACAAUGAUUCUGUUGACCUAAGAGAUUUCCUAUGA
Messenger RNA from Torulaspora delbrueckii, 1728 nucleotides. It is a transcript of the gene HOL1, whose product is annotated as Hol1p. Gene Ontology annotation, molecular function: transmembrane transporter activity. Gene Ontology annotation, cellular component: fungal-type vacuole. The transcript has a single exon. The coding region runs from base 1 to 1728 and encodes 575 amino acids. The record is from RefSeq and is a predicted model, not a curated record. Gene Ontology annotation, biological process: transmembrane transport. NCBI's taxonomy places the organism in Eukaryota, Fungi, Ascomycota, Saccharomycetes, Saccharomycetales, Saccharomycetaceae.